GAGAAUGAGAGAAUAUACUUAUACGUAGUCUACGUCAUUGCACACGAAGGCCAAGUGCCUAUCCCUUUUAUUUUUUUCUUUACAAUCAUCAGGCUUUUAUUUUAUCAUAAGCUACAUAAUGAAAGUUAAUUUUCUUUUAACUUCCUGUGUCAUAACCACUAUUGUGUUAGAAAAGCUAAAAUACUACGUCACUACUUUAAGGUCAUUUGGCUGCUAUUGCUUCCUCUUCGCUUUCUUUCUUAUCUUCUCCCACCUUUGGCUGCAAUAAGCUGGCAUUAAUUGCUAAAUUAGCUUCAUAAACCAAUAAUUUAACAUGCUAAUUAAUUAAUUACCCUCCAAUCUUCUUGAACCCUCAGAUUCUCUUUAUCUAUUUUUAUUUUUAUAUUUUUUUAAUUUUGGGUGGCCGAUCCGAGUCCAAUCUGGGGUACGCCACCCACGGGUUAGUCCCCGGAUCUUUCUCCUCACUGCUAUCCCAAAAUUCCUGUGUUUGAGAGAAUACCCAACAAGAGACGGAGCAACGGAUGAUUGAAAGCUAGAAGAGACCGGUGGAUUCCAAGGGCUGCCUGGUUGCUGUGAGAUGAAGAAGACGCUCAGUGGCUGUGGAGUGAGAGGACCUAGGAGGCCGAAAGCUGGGGUUUCCCGUGAGCGGCGAACUGCUGUGAUGGAAAAUGACCGGUAGGGAAUGCACGGCUGUCGGUUGCCCAAAACUUUCAGAUCUGGAAAUGGUCUGCUUCCUCUUUUGUGGUGAUGAUCGGUGAUGAAUCGGAGAAAACGGUGGAGAAAUUGAAGAUAUAGGUAAUGGGAAAGUCUACUGUAAGGUGGAGAAGAGAUAUACAGUUGCUGGAGAUGGAAAUCGAAAUAGAGGUGAUAGUGGUUG
Messenger RNA from Rubroshorea leprosula, 877 nucleotides. The record is from the annotation of a GenBank genome assembly. NCBI's taxonomy places the organism in Eukaryota, Viridiplantae, Streptophyta, Magnoliopsida, Malvales, Dipterocarpaceae.